GAAACAUCUCAUUAGUUCUCCCAAAAUGCAACGCGCGUCCAUCAUGGCUGCUCACUGACGCCGCUAGCAGCACGUGGGCGGGUGGAAACAGCCGCCUGAUCUCUGACUGAGAAGCACUUCACGUCACUUGUCCCCUCCAGAGAAGGACUGGUCGCGGUCGGACAUGCAGCUGGACGUGGAGGUCCCGGUCCUGCGAGGCUUCCUAACAGCCAGCGAGGCGCAGCUAUGGAAGCGAACCGUGUUCGGCACGGCAGAGGCCGGCCCCCUGCUGGCGUCCUUGAUGGAGGGGGACUUUGAGGCAGUUCUGCGCAGCCCCACGGUGUCACAUCUGCUCACUGGAGAUGGCAGCUGCAGCAAGGGGGACGACAUCGAGACCUACCUGGAGAGACGGGUUGCGCUGUACCUCGAUGAAGACCACAGCAACAGGCAGCUGGCAGUUUUGGCCCUAGCUGUCUCUUGUCUCCACACGUUUGCCCAGAGUAACUGGACUGGUCCUCCAGUCUCCAUCCAAAUGUGUGACCUGCUUCCUCAGACCCUGCUGUCCUCUCAGCCCCUGCCUGUGGUUGAGGCCGUCCACUCCAGCCUGCUGCUGGAUGGGGAGUCUGUGUACAGCCUGGUAGCCAACCCCUUGCUCCUCCUGCUGGCCAGGGUUAUUCUCACCAAGUGCUCCUCAAAGAUGGACAACCUCCAGCUGAUGCCGUGGUGGACUCUGCGCUACGUCAGCCUACACCAGCAAAUCCUGGAGGCCUGUUCCUCACAGCUCCUUGACUUGGCCAAAAGCAGCAUAGACAAAGUGCUGCAAUGUCAGCCUCUGUUGUCCAAGCAGAGAAACCUGGCGAUCCAUUUCCACCUGGAGUGUGUGUACACCAGCCUGACCUACUAUGACUACCAGCCAGCCAAGGAACACAUCAAGAAGGCCCAGGAGCUCUGUGGGCUGAAUAUCAACCUGACUGGGGCUCUUGGCAAGCGGACCCAUUUCCAGCAGAAGUACCUGGCUCAGCUUAUUCUUGAAGUCAAGAGAAAGCAGGAUCCGUCUGGACUGGUGGACGAGUUCAGUCCCGCCCCGACGCCUCAGGCAGGCCUGCCCAAGGACUACAGUCUGGACGAUGAAACCCGGUUGGAUAAGAUCAGUUUUGCGGAAGCGGAUCAGAAUGAGCUGCCUGACCUCAGCGUUGAAGAGCAGGGCGUUAUUCUGGGGCUCUGCACCGACUUCCAGAAGAAUAACCCGGUCCACAAACUGACUGAAGAAGAACUCUUGGCCUUCACAUCGUGUAUUCUGUCUCAGCCGAAGUUCUGGGCUGUAGAAGUCACAGCGCUUUGCCUCAGGACUAAACUGGAGAAGGGCAGUUCCCGAUGUGUCGAGAGAGCCAUGAUGCAAACCCAGGCAAUAGCAGAUCACUUUGAAGACCAGAGCUGUCCGGUGACCGAACGGCUCAAGGGGUUCUACUUCUGCCAAGCCCCCCCCAGAUGGGAUGUCCAGAAACAGCUGGCCAGCCUGCUGUCGGACCUCGGCUGCACCAGUUCAGCUCUGCUCAUGUAUGAGAAGUUAGAGCUCUGGGAAGAUGCAGUUAUCUGCUACGAGAGGCUGGGCCAGCAUGGAAAGGCUGAGGAGAUUGUUCGCAGGGAGUUGUUGAAGAAGGAGAAGCCCAGUCUGUACUGUCUACUGGGGGACAUAUUGAGGGACCAUCAGUACUACGACCGGGCCUGGGAGCUGUCGAACCAGCGCAGUGCCAGAGCCAUGCGCUCCAAAGCCCUGCUGCACCUCCGCAGCAAAGAGUUCCAGCAGUGUGUCGACUGCUUUGAGCGCUCGCUCAAAAUCAACCCAAUGCAGCUCGGAGUGUGGUUUUCUCUGGGUUGUGCCUACUUUGCCCUGGAGGGUUAUGAGGGAGCUGCCAAAGCUUUCCAAAGGUGUGUGGGACUCGAGCCGGAUAAUGCAGAAGCGUGGAACAACUUCUCUUCAGCCUACAUUCGCCUCAAAAAGAAAGACAAAGCCUUCUGCACGCUACGGGAAGCCCUGAAGUGUAACUAUGAACAAUGGCAGAUCUGGGAGAACUUUCUGGUCGUGAGCACCGACAUCGGGGAGUUUGCUGAAGCCAUCAAGGCGUACCAUCGCCUGAUGGACCUCAGGGAAAACUUUAAGGACAUCCAGAUUCUACGGAUCCUAGUUCGAGCAGUAGUUGAAAAGCUGACGGACAGGCAGGGCGGGCAGGCCGAGGCGCUGCGGCCCGAGCUGAAGGAGCUGCUGGGCCGGAUCAGUUCCCGCCACAGCGGCGACUGCGAGAUAUGGCAGCAGUACGCUCGGCUGUACGGAGACGGACGCAGCUCCAACCCAGACGACAACCAAAAGGCUCUACAGUUCCUGUCUAAGGCCCAUCGGUGCAAAGUUCAGAGUAGCGGUUGGGAGAAGGAACCUGCUCUCAUCAUGGAGGUGAUCCUCCGAGCCAUCGACAUGGGUGAAGUGACCUUCAAUUACUGUGAGAAGAAAAGCAAUUCAACAGAAGCUCUUCAGAUGCUCUCCUCCACCCGCCUCAGCCUCAAGAGCCUGGCCAGCAAAGCUAAGCAAAUGCACACGGAUGUGGCGACGGGUCUGAUCCACGGCGAGCUGCAGGACGGUGUCGCUGCUUUGGAACAACUCAUCACUAAGCUACAAGAGCUGGGCGAGAAGCUGCGUGGCCAAUCGCAGUGACCGUCGGCUGUAGUGAAGCCUCAUCAGACGAGGGUCACGUGUGACGAUUGAGGAUGACAACAAUUUUGUGAUUUUUUAUUUUAUUAAUACUUCUAUAUCCACAUUGGAAUGUAAACUGACUUUAAGGCAUCAAAUAUUAAAAUAUUUAAAAAUUUUAAAUGAUCUUAACUUUUCUUAGUAGUAGUAUUUAGUAGUGUAAAUGUUUUAAGUGUCACAUAUAAAAAUAAACAAUCUGACGCGAGCUUACUGUACUUCUGCAUCCCGACUGUGAGGAUGUCAAAGAUGCAGCUUUCAACCCGACGUUGAAGAUAAAUAGGCUGCAGAGCUCUAGAAGCUCCCCAUGUGCCCAAGGACAAGUCGACAUGGACUGAAUGAUGACAUCAUUCCUUUACGCAUUGUGACCCGCUAAUCAAGGGCUGAGUGUGAUGGGGGAUGUCAGCUCAUGAAAACAGAAACAUAACCUCGAAAAGCAAAAGGGUUUUACAAUCUUUACAACCGAGGACAACCUCUGUUCUUUGACUUUGCUUUGGAGAAGGAAGAAGACGUUACAGUAAAAGUUGACAACCUCUGGAAGAGCCACUGAGCGGGGAUGCUUCCAACAUACAGAUAUUCAAUAAAUGUUUGAUUUAUAGGAGAGGAUCCAAAUGACAACCAACGGAAUGUGAACGUACGUGAAGUGGAUCCAGGAUGAAGGGAAUGGAUGCUGUCUCGUUCUUAGUUUUCCUUUUCACCCCAAUAAAAACUAUUCAUACUUA
This is a messenger RNA of Gasterosteus aculeatus aculeatus (three-spined stickleback), 3441 nucleotides long. RefSeq names its product tetratricopeptide repeat domain 27 (gene ttc27). Gene Ontology annotation, molecular function: protein binding. NCBI's taxonomy places the organism in Eukaryota, Metazoa, Chordata, Actinopteri, Perciformes, Gasterosteidae. The record is from RefSeq and is a predicted model, not a curated record.